AUGUUAUUAUACGGAAUUGGAUUCUUAUUGCUUGUAUUUACAGUUCAAUUAUCAAAAUCCUUUAGUAUUCCCCUGGAGAAACCAAACAAUAUUUCGGAAGUUCCGAUUUGCCACGGUAGAACUUACUGCGAACAUACAACGUAUUAUCCAACUGGUGCCGUGUUAGAGGAAUUGGAGAGAAAUCCUCAUCUUCGAGAUUAUGCGAACACGGACGAGAUGGUGUUUUCGGAAUCCAGCAGUGAACUGGACGAAGAACCACUUUGCGUUUCUAUGGAACAAAUCAUAUUCCCUAAAUCGGGUAUAACGAAGGGCUUGGAGUGGAAGUACAUAGUGAACCACGAAACAUUAACGCAAAGCGUACACGUCGAGACAUGUCUAGAAGAGAAUAAAUCAUGCAGAGUAAUCGAAGGCUUCGCUGAGGGGUACUACACGGAAUGUAAACAAAAAUACAUAUAUCGUCAGUUGUUGGCAUUAAAAGAAGAUGGCUCGAUAAGUCCCGAAUACUUUCAAUUUCCGGCAAGCUGUUGUUGUCACAUAAAAUUUUUAGCUGAUAAAUUCUUGCUUUCCUUUAAAUCCAAUAAUUAAUGUAUAUCGAUUCUAUUGAUAUGAAAUAGCUUAAUAAACAAAGCUGUUUAUU
Eufriesea mexicana is the source of this 637-nucleotide messenger RNA. RefSeq names its product Spaetzle domain-containing protein (gene spz). NCBI's taxonomy places the organism in Eukaryota, Metazoa, Arthropoda, Insecta, Hymenoptera, Apidae. Gene Ontology annotation, biological process: innate immune response; central nervous system formation. The record is from RefSeq and is a predicted model, not a curated record. The transcript has 6 exons. Gene Ontology annotation, molecular function: growth factor activity; Toll binding. Bases 1 to 585 code for a protein of 194 amino acids. Gene Ontology annotation, cellular component: extracellular region.